UGAAGUCCUGAUUGGUGUGUAAUGUUCCAACAUAUAACAGAAUACUCUGUUAUUUGUGUUUUUUAGGAAAUCGGUAUUAUAUUUUAUUAUUUAUUUAUGAUAACUUAUAUAAAAUCAUGGCAGAAUCUUUAGCUGGUCAACGAGCUAAAAGACAAAAAAUUGAUAAACAUGGUCGUAUGUCAGCUUUAGAGAAGCUGAAACAGUUAAAGGGCAAAGGAUCCAAACACAAAUAUGACGUGGAUGAUAUGGAAAAUGUUUAUGAUACGGUCGACGAAACCGAAUACACUGAACGUGUUUUGCAGCGCCAGGAGGAUGACUGGAUUGAAGAUGAUGGAACUGGAUAUGUGGAAGAUGGCAGAGAAAUCUUUGAUGACGAUGAAGGAGAUGAUGAUUCAUAUGUUGCAACGAACAGUAAGGAAUCUGGACGUGGCCAGAAAAGAAAAGCUAAGGUUGCCCCACAGCUUUCUGGUAAAGGCAAUAUUAGAAAUCUCUUGGGAGCUAUGCCGACCAAGAAAAAGGAGGAUGUAAAAAUAUCAGAAGACAAUAUUUUGUCAGACAUAAUGUCAGAUUUAGAUGGAAGUGCUCCAUCUGUGAUUAGACCAAAGCCUUUGGUUGCAACCAAGUCUAACAUAGUUGAAACAACCAAAAGAGAAGCACAAAACUACUUCAAAAACCUAUCAACUUCAGUCAAAAAACCCACCCCUGUUGUUAGGAUUGAUGAAACUCCUCCUGAAGUGAUCAAAGACACAAAAGUACAGAAUGCCCCAUCAGAAAAACAAUCAAAUGGCCACAGUGUAAAAAAACCAGAAUGGACUAUAGAAAAAGAAAUAAAAAAGGAAUUAGAAGACUCAGCAACUCAAAAUAUAGAGGAAUUCACAACACAAGAAAUACAUUUUCAUGACGACUUUAGCAACGAUGCUGCUAUGUGUGAUAUUCCAGAAAUAAAAGUAGAACCUUCCACUAUCUCAAACACCAUAACUGAUGUUGCUGAGGAGUUUUUAAAUGAAGAUUUUGAAAUAUUUCCACUAAAGAAAGAAACAAAGGAAUUGAAGGUAUUAAGCAGUAAUUGGGGAGAUCAGAAUGAGAAUCAAGUUAUAUCAAGUGUCCAAACAGAUGGGCAUCUUCCACUCCAGACUAAUAGAGACGGUGAGAAAGUUCUAAAAUUUUAUUGGUUGGAUGCCUGGGAAGAUAGGUUUGUUAAGCCGGGUGUGGUCUAUCUGUUUGGCAAAGUGUAUGUGAAUCCUUUGAACAAGAAAGCAGGAUGUGCUUCUUGUUGUUUGGUUGUGAAAAAUGUAAAUCGUCAGUUGUUUCUGCUUGCAAGGGAAUAUAAAUUAGAUCCCAUUACAUUGGAACCGACAGACCAGGAAGUAACAAUGAUGGAUGUGUAUCAAGAGUUUAAUAGUUCUGUAGCUAGCGAGUUGAAUCUUAAAGAAUUUAAAUCUAGGAAAGUCACCAAGAACUACUGCUUCAAUCUGCCUGACAUACCUGCACAGUGUGACUACUUAGAAGUGAAAUACUCUGCUGCGUUACCCCCUCCGCCUACAGGAAAGAAAUAUUUAACAUUCUCACAUAUAUUUGGAGCAAAUACCUCAUCUUUAGAGACACUGUUGCUUGAAAGAAAAAUAAAAGGUCCUUGUUGGCUUGAAGUAAAGCAAGUUGAAAAUGUUCUAGCCAAAGUGUCCUGGUGUAAAAUGGAAGCAGCUUGUGAAAAAAUGGAACACGUAAAUGUGAUUAGAAAUGAUAAUAAUCUAGAACCGCCACCAAUAACUAUUGCUACUCUAAAUAUGCGAACUACGACAGAUCCAAAAACGAAUAAGACAAAAAUUUUAAUGCUGAGUUGUCUAGCACACAAUUCUUUCCCAGUACAUAAACCAGCCCCAAAUCCAUCCUUUAACCAACAUUUUUGUGUAAUGACAAAAUGUAAUGAAAUAUGGCCACUUGAUCUCAAACAGCAUUUACUGCAAUACAAAGCAACUAGACUGACCAAAUGUGAAUCAGAAAGAGAACUUCUUAACUUCUUUAUGGUACAGUUUUGGAAAUUAGAUCCAGACUUAGUCGUGGGUCAUGACUUGCAAGGUUUCCAACAAGACUUGUUAAUUGGGAACAUCUUAGAUUUACGAAUUCCUAAUUGGUCUCGUUUAGGCCGACUUAAGAGAUCAGUCGCUCCUCAGAAGAAAUAUGCAGCCAAGGAUGCAUUCUUAGGAAGAUUGGUUUGUGAUAUUAAAAUCUCCGCCAUGGAGCUUAUACGAGCCCGAAGCUUCGAUCUAGACACACUUUGCGUUAAUGUUCUUAAAAUGAAAGAAGGUGAUCGCGUCGACGUUGCACUCGAAGAUUUACCGCGUUACUAUGAGAGCACUAAUGAUCUUCUGCAGUUAGUAACACUAAGUAUGCAAGAUGCGUCCUACAUUCUAAAAAUUAUGUGCGAGCUUAAUGUGGUACCACUAGCAUUGCAGAUUACCCAAAUAGCAGGUAAUGUGAUGUCUCGUACUUUGAUGGGGGGUAGAUCAGAAAGAAAUGAAUUUUUGUUGCUUCAUGCUUUUACUGAAAAAAAUUAUAUUGUACCUGAUAAAGUGUAUGGUAAAAAGAUUAUUGUUGAUGACGCAGAAGAACAAGAAGAAGCCGCACCUAAUAAUGUGUCUAAAAAGCAAGGUAAGAAAAAAGCUGCAUACUCUGGUGGCUUAGUCCUCGAUCCUAAAAAAGGAUUUUAUGAUAAAUUAAUACUUCUGAUGGAUUUUAAUUCUUUAUAUCCAAGUAUUAUUCAGGAAUAUAAUAUUUGUUUUACUACAAUCAAAAGAAAAAAUGGUUCAGUAAAUGAUGACAAUAUUAAUAAUCUUGUUUUACCUGGACCCAAUACCGACUUUGGAGUACUUCCAACUCAAAUUAGGAAACUAGUAGAAAGCAGACGAGAAGUAAAAAAAUUAAUGAAAUCACCAGAUUUACCAUCAGACCUUUAUAUGCAAUAUAAUAUACGACAAAUGGGCCUAAAACUGACCGCCAAUUCUAUGUAUGGCUGCCUUGGAUUCACGCAUUCUAGAUUUUACGCGAAGCCACUGGCGGCGCUAGUCACGAUGAAAGGUCGAGAAAUUUUAAUGGACACGAAAGAAAUAGUACAAAAAUUAAACUAUGAAGUUGUGUAUGGAGAUACUGACAGCUUAAUGAUAAAUACUAAUUGUCUAGAUUAUGACUACGUUUUUAAAAUCGGUAAUGAUUUAAAAAGAGAGAUUAACAAAAAGUAUAAACAGAUAGAAUUAGAUAUUGAUGGAGUUUUUAAAUAUCUACUUCUUUUAAAGAAAAAGAAAUAUGCUGCAGUGAUUGUAAGUAAAAAUAAAAAUGGAGAAUUUGUAUACACUCAAGAACAUAAGGGUUUAGAUAUAGUAAGACGAGAUUGGUCACAAUUGGCAGCAGAAGCUGGAAAGUUUAUAUUAAGUCAAAUUCUUUCUGAGCAAACAGCAGACGAGAGGCUCGAAAGUAUUCAAAAUCAUUUAAAUAAAUUAAAAGAUGAUUUAAUAAAUAAUAAAAUGCCCUUAUCCUUGUUAACGAUAACAAAGCAGCUUACGAAAAACCCUAGUGAGUACGCUGACAAAAACAAUCAACCACACGUUCAAGUGGCAUUGCGAUUAAAUGCAAAAAAUAGUAGAAGGUUUAAAAAAGGAGAUAUUGUACCUUACAUAAUUUGUGAAGAUGGUACUGCUAAUUCAGCAACUCAAAGAGCUUACCAUAUAGAGGAGUUAAAGAGUUCUGAACAUCUUAAAGUCGAUUACAAAUAUUAUUUAGCUCAUCAGCUACAUCCUGUUAUAUCUCGAAUAUGCGAACCCAUUGACGGUAUGGAUCCAGCGCGUGUCGCUGACUGUCUCGGCUUAGAUCCUUCAGGCUAUCGACAAAUUAUUAAAAAGGAGAACUCUAACACUGAAACAUAUGAAGUAGAAAACGAUCAGGAGAAAUACAGGUAUUGCAAAGAAUUCACAUUUGUAUGUGUAAAUGAAAACUGUAAAACUGAAAAUAGGAUCAGAGAAACCUUUGUUAAACUAGACAAAGAAAACGUAACAUUUUUAGAAAAAUGUCAGAAUCCGAAAUGUUUAGUAAAACCAGUAGACUACUUGGCAUGUAUUCAAAACCAAUUGACUUUACAAAUGAGGGAGUAUCACAACCAGUAUUACGCAGGCUGGAUAUCCUGCGAGGACCCGGCGUGUGGCUACCGCACAGUCAGACUUCCGCAAACGUUUACCGCUGGCUACCCCUUAUGUAGACAGUGUGAAAAAGGAGUGAUGUUCAGGGAUUACACAGAGAAAGAUUUAUAUCUCCAGAUAAAUUUCUUUCUCUUCUUAUUUGAUGUUAACAAAAAUAAUACUUCAAAAAUAAAGUUAAGUCCACAAAUCAUUACUGCAUUUCAAAUAAUAAAAGAAAUGGUUGAAGACAUUUUGGCACAUUCAGCUUAUUCUAUAAUUAAUUUGUCUAAGCUGUUUCGAUUUUUCCGUUUGGAUAACAAGAAUGGAAGCAGUGUGAAGUCUGAACCUGUGGAAAUAGAUAUUCUGCCAGAAACUGAACAUAUUGAUGCUUUGAUGGAAAUGGGGACCUACUAGAAUUAAACAUAAGGCUUUAUUUGUAAAUACAACUUUAUUCUUCAAUUAUACUGUAAUUAUAUCAGUUUUAUAAUUAAAUUAAACACAUUCGUUACUUAA
This is a messenger RNA of Melitaea cinxia (Glanville fritillary), 4679 nucleotides long. It is a transcript of the gene DNApol-alpha180, whose product is annotated as DNA polymerase alpha catalytic subunit. Gene Ontology annotation, cellular component: alpha DNA polymerase:primase complex. Gene Ontology annotation, molecular function: DNA-directed DNA polymerase activity; chromatin binding; pyrimidine nucleotide binding. Lineage: Eukaryota; Metazoa; Arthropoda; Insecta; Lepidoptera; Nymphalidae. The transcript has 10 exons. The coding region runs from base 117 to 4580 and encodes 1487 amino acids. The record is from RefSeq and is a predicted model, not a curated record. Gene Ontology annotation, biological process: lagging strand elongation; mitotic DNA replication initiation; leading strand elongation.